AAAUAAUGUUUACAACAAGCCAGGAAAUGAAAAUAGGAAAAUAACAACAAAUAUUUAUAAUUGCAUAAUGAUAAGCCAUAUUGUUUUAUAGUUUUGUGAGCCUGCAAAAGAAAGAUGGAGUUUGGUUUUUACAUUGUGAUCUUCAUACUGAUCAUGCUCAAGUUGCUGAUCUGGGUGUGCGUCAUCUACAGUCGAGCCCAGCGCAGGAGACGCCUCCUGGCCGCCAUUGACGCAGCCGCCAGCAACCCUCGUGUCAUUAUCGUUGAGCGAGGCUCACGGGAUGGUCAACAUGGCAUUCACAAUGACUACAGUGGUGGAGUGGACAAUCCAGCACUUGCCCAGUGGGGACUUCCAUCUUAUGACGAGGCAGCGCACAUGCAGAGCAAACCUCCACCCUACGAGCAGGUGGUUUGUAGCCCCACCAGUCAGCAGCAGGUGGUUUGUAGCCCCACGGGCCAGCAGGGGUCAAGCUUUCAGCCCACAUGGCCAAGCGGUGAGGCACCACUUCCGCCCAACUACUCUCAGCUGUUUACUGGGCAGCAGACAGCACCAGGGAACUUUUCCCAGGCCCCAGUGCACAAGAAUUAACCGAAUAUCAGAUCAUAGCAUCAGGGAAUAUGCCACUGGCCCCUUCUUACAAGAGUCAAUGGUACUCUUACAACAUUUUCCAAGAAUAAAUCGAAUAUUUUUUUUUGUUCAUCGUUUACUAAUUUCAUGAAUAUUGUUCUCUAAGCAUCCUUAUGAAAUUAAUGUAAUAAAGCAUUUUUUCAGUAUUCAAUAGGUCACUGAGGCAGGCAUGUUUAUAAUAUGUCUGCAAAUGUGUUUAACGUAAUUAUUUAUUUUCUUGCAGUAGUCAACUUCAAUGAACCGUGAUUUGCUUUUCGAUUUGUCUUUGAAAGAGACCUCAAUGGCAUUAGUUUGUUUUUAAAAUAAAAAACGAACAAACUGUUCAUGUUCAUUAAACAUUUAUUUUGUGUCACUUUUUAAUUUAUUGUGACUGUGUAAAUGUUGUUUGACAUUUUUUAAUGUAUGUGAAUUUUUUAGCAAUCCUUAUGAGGAAUGCUUCUUGUGAUACAAAUGAUGUUAUGAAACUUUUAACAUGCACAUAUAGGUGUCAUCGCGUUUUUUGCAUCAAACUGAAGAAAGACUUAUCAUUUGUAACUGAAGAGUUAGUGUCCUUUGUUUAUACACAAAUUUCUGUUUCCGCAUUUUUUUGCAGGUGCUUUCUGUCCAUGACGGUGUUUGUGUGUUUAUGGUGAUUUACGCUGAUGAAAGUUUUUGUCUAUUGAGUUCAAUUUUCCUCAGUACCAAUUUCAGGGCAUAAUGGAGGUCAUUUCCUCUGCUAUACUGUUGGGCUUGUUGUCCCCUACCGGUGAAACCGGAGGGGACUUAUGGUUUGCACUCCGUCUGUCUGUCUGUCAGUCUGUCUGUCAGUCAGUCUGUCACACUUUUCUGGAUCCUGCGAUAACUUCAAAAGUUCUUAAUAUUUUUUCAUGAAACUUGAAACAUGGAUAGAUGGCAAUAUGGAGAUUAUGCACGUCAUUUCAUUUUGUUCCUUCGUCAAAAAUUCUGGUUGCAAUGGCAACAAAUAUAAAAAAAAAAAAAUUUUUUUUACUGACAAUGGUGGAGUUUCACCGGUAUGGGACCAUAUUGCUUGGCAAUCUCUUGUUCACAGAGUCCCUUGUUAAUGGAAUGAUUAUUUUAAUUGUAACACUAUUUGAAUUAUGGAUACCAAAGAACAACAGUGUAACUUAAGUGCAUUUAUUUUAUUGUACUAUUUUAUUUAUCAUUUUAUUGAUCAUCUAUUUUAUAAAUGCAUCAGUUAUCAUUUAUAAUAAUCCAAACUUUU
Molecule: messenger RNA, 1849 nt
Organism: Dreissena polymorpha
Lineage: Eukaryota; Metazoa; Mollusca; Bivalvia; Myida; Dreissenidae
Exons: 4
Coding region: 115-588 (157 amino acids)
Source: RefSeq, a predicted model, not a curated record